CCCUCAGCCGCCGCUGGCCCUCUGCGCGCGCGGGAAGUUUGAAAGGCGCCGCCAUGGAAGCGCCGCCGGGGGAGCCCGACAAGGCCGUCAGGAAGGUGGAUGCGCUCAUGCUGCUCCGGCUGCGGGACCAGAUGAAGCAGCAGCUCAGGGACUGCAGCGCUGCCGCUGAUACCAACCAAGAAAGUGACCUUGAUCAUGUCAUUGAAGAGGGCAGUGCCACAAAAGAUAUGGAAAAAGAUAUAGAGGAAAAGAAGGUCUCUUUCCAGAACAAGACAUUAGCAUUGCAAAGGAUUCAGAUUAUGCUUGCCUUGAGAAACAAAUUGAAGCAAAACGACAGUGACUCACGAGAGAUCCUGAAAAUGCUGAAACACAUUGUAAUACUCAGCCAGGAAGUAAUUGAACGUCAGCAGCAACUACGUGAGAAGGAACAGAAGUUGACUGACAUUAAAAUGAAAAGACUCUCCCCGCCUCACUGUGUCCCUCUUUUCAGCGCGCCCCUGCGAUCGGCCCACGCCCCAAGCGGGCGCGGUCACGGGGGCCGCGGUCACGGCGGCGUGGAGCGCGGUCACGGCGGCGGGGGGCGCGGUUACGGUGGCGGGGGCGUGGCUCGGCGCUCCCCUUAG
Calypte anna (Anna's hummingbird) is the source of this 623-nucleotide messenger RNA. RefSeq names its product centromere protein H-like. The transcript is spliced from 8 exons. NCBI's taxonomy places the organism in Eukaryota, Metazoa, Chordata, Aves, Apodiformes, Trochilidae. Bases 54 to 623 code for a protein of 189 amino acids. The record is from RefSeq and is a predicted model, not a curated record. Gene Ontology annotation, cellular component: nucleus; kinetochore. Gene Ontology annotation, biological process: mitotic spindle organization; chromosome segregation; kinetochore assembly. Gene Ontology annotation, molecular function: kinetochore binding.